AACCCCUGUUCAGUACAGCUCAAUAUAUUUUUGCCCCUAACAAAACAGGUUGAAGCAUUUCGCUUUCCCUGAAUAUGAAGGCUUUUAUUUCGGAAUUAAACUCCGUGUCGUUUUAUUUUUUCUACUUCCGGUGGUGUCUCAGCUAACUCCGUCCUCCUCUCAGUCAGCUUCACAUGUUGCCUGUGCGCUGUCAGUUAGUUGCAGUGUGUUUUCGAGCUCUCCGCAGACUGUGCGGGACUCUGGCUGACUGUGUGUGCAAUGUACCGGUAGUUUGAUUCACUUCAGUACACAUGGACCCUCCGGACUUCGAAGCCAUGAACUUCACGGUGGAGCCGGCGGCGGCGGCGUACCCACUGUGUGAGGAGUGGAGGGACGGCGCGGAGGGCUCAGUGUUCCACCUCGCCAACAUCUUCCUCUUUCUCGGCUUCAUGGGCGGCAGCGGUUUCUACGGACUCAUCUACCUGUUCACCUUCCUCACUCUGGGCUUCUUCUGCUCCACCCUCUGGGCUUGGUCGGACAGCUGCACCACGGACUCCUUCCUGUGGAGUUUCGCGCUCUUCGGGGUGUGUUUGGGGCAGGUGCUGCACGUCUCCUACAGGCUGAGGAGCGUCUCCUUCGAGAAGGACUUCCAGGAGCUUUACAGCUGCGUGUUCAAAAGACUGGGGGUGUCCCUCACACACUUUGGGAAGAUAGUGGCCUGCUGUGAGGGGGACAUCCACUCCUUAGAGAAGGACCACUGCUUCGCCAUAGAGGGGAAAACCGCCAUAGACAAGCUGUCGGUGCUCCUGUCUGGCAGAAUCCGUGUGACCGUUAACGGAGAGUUUCUGCAUUACAUCUACCCUUUCCAGUUCCUGGAUUCACCUGAGUGGGACUCUCUCAGACCAUCAGAGGAGGGCGUGUUCCAGGUGACCCUGCGUGCUGAUAACCCCUGCCGAUACGUGGCGUGGAGGAGGAAGAAACUCUACCUGCUCUUCGCUAAGCACCGCUACAUAGCCAAGAUCUUUGCCCUGGUUGUGCGCAACGACAUUGCAGAGAAGCUGUACUCCCUUAAUGACAAGGCCUUCGACAGCUGCGGGCACCGCUACGAUCUCCGCUUACCGAGUUACUGUCACAUGCCAGGGACCGAAUUAGAAAAAGCAGAUGUAUUCCUGCAAGUGCCAGUGCAGGGUGGAAGGACUGCCUGAGCGCGCGCAGACACACACACACACACACACACACACACACACACACACACACACACACACACACACACACACACACACACACACACACACACACACACACACACACACACAGGGGUAGGAAUGGCUUUCAGAUAGGUGGGGCAACGUGUGGUUCUAUGUGUACCUCAUGCAUCUGUAGAUUUCACCUAAAGUUUGCAUUAGAUAAAGCCUCAAUUGCAUAUUAAAACCAACAAUUAUAUAAAACUUUAAAUACAAAAAAUAAUUGUCUAAAUUUAGUUGUCUUCAUGGUGAUAUGUAUUAGUUACAAAUUUGACCUUAUUCACUUGUAGUGUCUUGUGAAAUGUAGGUCAUUUUACAAUACGUAUCUUUAAAGGUUUCUACUGAGGGGUUUGUUUAUAAAUCUUUCAUAGUCUGAUAUAUAUCUUUAUCUACUUUAUGCCUAGAUACAAGGCCAAAAUACAAGUAAAUGUGUGAUUUUACGGGGAAUUAGUGUUUAUCCAACCACUCAGUAUUUCUGUGCAGAUGUGUUGGUCUCUGUAUAUAACUGAUAACAAGACUCCAGUAACAGUGAUCAGCUAGGAGGCCAUUUUGGGGUCAGGGCCACACUCAGUAUAUAGUACUCAGUAUGGCCAAGCAUCAGGGACAAAAAAAAAAAAAUAAAUCAUAAAAGAAGGCUAUUGAGUGUGUAUGGUUAAGAAUGAGUAACGUAAAUACACAAUACAGGCAGAGAAUUGUAUAAAAAGUUCCUUAAACAGGAAAUAAUCUGCUCAGAGUUACUGUCAGUAUACUUCAGUGUUACUGAGUUCACUGUUUAGGUUCACUGUACAGUUUGAAUAUAAUAUGAAAUACCCAUAAAAUAUGCCUUAGUCAGGGGUUGUCAGUUUACUAAAUGAUAGAAAAAGGUUGGGACUGUUGUGGGGCGUGGGACACUCACUGGGGGAACCAGACACUCCACUACUACAGAAGGAAGAGCUGUAAAACAUUUGGUCUGAAAUGACUCCUCCAAUCAGAUUCAGCCUGUAAAACUUAAAACUCCUCGAAGUGCAAAUUAUUUUCAUGUCAUUAGUGUGUGUGGGGAGCCAACAGCAGAGGAAGUGCUCAGGUUCAGCUAGAUAGGACUCCAAUGGUCAUUUAUCUUUUCAAAAUGAAAGGGAUGCCAUCUUGGAACAAGAGAUGGUAUGAUAUCACAUACCACAAUAAAAGACAUGAUAUGUUAUUGUGCUGAAUUUUCAUUGUCAGGAUAAUUGUGAACAUCCUGACGAGUGAUUUAAAAAAGCUGUCUAGAUCGCUAACGUACUGUCCUAUAUCGAUUUCCUGCUUUAUUUUGAAGCCACAUCAGUCCAGUCAUUUUAAAACCCUAAACCUGUCACCAUGGCUGAAGGCCGGCCUGUUGUAUCCCCACAAAAGAAAUUCCAGACUAAAGAACGACAGGGAGACGACGUAUCCAGUGAUUCCAGUAUGUUUUAGUGCUGUUUUAAUAUUUGUAAGCAUAUUUUGAGGAUUAUUUGGAUAAUUUCAUCAUAUUGAAAUUAUUUUGGCCAGGAUAUUGGGUCCAUUUUUUAUAUUGUCCCAUGCCUAGUUGGAACGUGGUUUCCACUUCUCUUAAUACACUGAUGGUGCACAGUCACUGUGACCAGCUAUUAGCCAAGAAAUAUCUCACUGUCAGACAGACAGAUUGAACUCUUCCAUUAAUCUGGUACUUUGGUGAAUAAUCUGGUGUCUCAUUAUCAUGGCUGUACCCAUCUACAAAUCUCUGUGUAUUAGACAAGCUUGUGUGCUGUAUCUGUAGUAAAAUCCUAUCUAGCUGCUGGUGCUUCAAGAUCUCCCAGCGUUUGGGAAUGUCUGGAAUUGUCACGGAUGUUUACAGCUCUUCUCUGUUGCCUCUUUGUGUAAAAGUGAAACAUGGAUUUUCUGUCCUUACCGGACACUCACACACUGUCUGAGCACCUUCUGGGCUAGGUUCAUGUGUUGAUUCCACUGUGUGCUUUCAAGCAGAACAUUAGACACUCAGCACACACUUCUUGCCAUUUUGUCUACUUUUCUACCUCUGUAAUCUUCCACAACCAAUCACACAGUCACCCUGGGGGCCUCCUGAUUGGACUGUUGAUUGAAAUCAUUGUGCACAGAACCGUAGGAUAUAACAGGAGAGUGUGUGUGUGUGUGUGCGAGCUGUACAUUAUGAAUGUAUGAAGUGACAUAAAGAGAUGGCUGCAGAUGUCCUAACUGUAUUCAGUGUGUUAUAUUGAUGGUUAGAUCAGUGCCUGUUGUUAAUGUAACAUUGUGCUAAUGUAAAUACAUAGGCUGACUGUGUCUAUAUUGUACUGUAGAAAUAAAUGAUUCUUUAUUUUACAAGUUGUCA
Dicentrarchus labrax (European seabass) is the source of this 3543-nucleotide messenger RNA. It is a transcript of the gene popdc3, whose product is annotated as popeye domain containing 3. The record is from RefSeq and is a predicted model, not a curated record. The transcript has 3 exons. NCBI's taxonomy places the organism in Eukaryota, Metazoa, Chordata, Actinopteri, Moronidae. Gene Ontology annotation, cellular component: sarcolemma. Bases 291 to 1184 code for a protein of 297 amino acids. Gene Ontology annotation, molecular function: cAMP binding.